Molecule: messenger RNA, 1242 nt
Organism: Mangifera indica (mango)
Lineage: Eukaryota; Viridiplantae; Streptophyta; Magnoliopsida; Sapindales; Anacardiaceae
Product: thermospermine synthase ACAULIS5-like
Exons: 10
Coding region: 48-1070 (340 amino acids)
Biological process (GO): polyamine biosynthetic process
Molecular function (GO): thermospermine synthase activity
Source: RefSeq, a predicted model, not a curated record
GCAGGUUUCUGAAAAAAUCAAAGGAAAUUUGAAGUUUGAAAUUAAGAAUGGGUAGUGAGGCGGUGGAGUUUUUGUAUGAAAAUGGUUUCUCGAAGGUUUGCAGCGAGACAGUAAAUCAGAAGAAGAAUGGGAAGCAGCAUCAAGAUUGUUGCUGGUUUGAAGAAGAGAUAGACGAUAAUCUCAAAUGGUCAUUUGCUUUGAACAGAGUGCUGCAUAAAGGCACAAGUAAAUACCAGGAUAUUGCUCUUUUGGAUACAAAACGUUUUGGAAAGGUGCUUGUAAUUGAUGGGAAGAUGCAGAGUGCUGAAUCGGAUGAAUUUAUUUAUCAUGAGUGUUUGAUUCAUCCCUCUUUCUUAUGUCACCCAAGUCCAAAAACUGUAUUCAUAAUGGGAGGAGGGGAAGGGUCUGCUGCCAGGGAAGCUCUCAAGCACAAGUCAAUUGAAAAAGUUGUCAUGUGUGAUAUUGACCAGGAAGUGGUUGAUUUCUGCCGAAGAUACCUCACAGUAAACCAAGAGGCGUUUUGUAACAAGAAGCUUGAUCUAGUUGUUAAUGAUGCCAAGGCUGAAUUGGAGAAGAGAAAUGAGAAAUUUGACAUCAUAGUGGGGGAUCUAGCUGACCCUGUAGAAGGAGGGCCUUGCUAUCAGCUCUACACAAAAUCCUUCUACGAGCGAAUUCUGAAGCCUAAGCUUAAGGACAGUGGCAUCUUUGUUACCCAGGCUGGACCAGCAGGCAUUUUCAGCCACAAGGAAGUCUUUUCAUCUAUUUACAAUACGAUUAAACAGGUCUUCAAGCAUGUGCUGGCAUACACAGCUCAUGUUCCCUCUUUUGCAGAUACCUGGGGAUGGGUUAUGGCGUCUGACCAACCAUUCUCUGUCAAAGCUGAGGAAAUCGACUGGAGGAUUGAAGACAGGAUUAAUGGUGAAUUACUCUACCUGAAUGGCGCUUCAUUCCUCUCCUCUGCCACAAUGAAUAAGGCUGUUUCUUUAUCGUUGUUGAAUGAAACUCAUGUCUACACGGAGGAAGAUGCAAGAUUUAUUCAUGGAUAUGGUGUGGCUUAUAACCGCAAUUGAGGUCUUGGACCUCAAUUUGGUGGGGGGAAUUGCUGUAGAGAAAUAUGAAAUAGAACCUAUAUUAAGCUUCUCUAGGAAAUCAAUCAAAUAUAUUGUUAGAAGCAUUUGUGGUUAGAUAUUGGCUCCAUUGGGGUGUUUAUAUCAGUCAAUAAAAUAAACUAAUCUUAUGACA